AAAGGUUUGACCGGGGUUUCGUAUCGAUUUACCCACCAAAAGAAACUUUAAUAAAUGACUUAUUGCGGAUCAGUGAUGUAAAUGGAUCGCUAAUUCGUAAUGAGAAACAUGGAUUACCUUUUAAAACGUUACCAUUUACUUGUGUACCGUUUUCAUACGCAGAUGCUCACAUGUACGGGAAACAAGGCACAAUAUUGAUAAAAUAUUUCAAUAUUUAGGACUAAGAGCACAUUUAUAUUUUACUUUUUUUUUUCUUAUAAUAUUUUGUAAAAAUUCUGCAAAAUUUGUGUGAGAAACUAUAUGAUAGUGGAGGCGAUUUCUAUCAUUUCUUAUCGGAUUUGUGUCUAACUGUGCUACCAAGAUAAGAAAUCUAAUGUUUUAGAUGAAAUAAGUGUUUAUGAAAAAUUGUGUUAAAGAUGUGAAAUAAAAAUGAUCUUCAGUCCGACGUUAACUGCCUUAUGGUUCUGGAUAUUAUUUGAGGUGGCUCCUAAAUUUUGUGAGGGUGGAUGCACAUGGCCAACAACGUUCGUGAGUUCCACGUGGCGUGACAAUACACGGGGUGACAUCAUAUUUGGCACCGGUACGCUAACAGGAUGGUCCAUUACCGUACAAGGAACUACCGUGGAUCAGUGGGAGUGUCUUGAUCAAAGCUAUUUUGAUACAGAAGGCAUACUUAUAAUCAAGUCCACAGAAACAUUUGACUAUGUAGGAGGGACAUGGACAACAUUUAUUUGUUUUGAGAUGACAAUGAUCACCGAAGACUCGUACUACUAUUAUCAGAAACAUGAUCAAAUAGAUACCGGCGGGUACGAACGCGGCAAGUUUGAUACAGAUGGGACUAUUACUGGAAAGGCCAACAUCUGUGGGACAAACACCGUUCCUGCCGCUGAGUUCCAUUUUAUGGUCAAGUCAGGGUCUGAAAGUGCUUCAAAGCAGUAUUGUUCUCCUUCCCUACUUGCAAAGAUGGAUUACACCCACACGGACGACCAGGGAGCAGAAACUUGUCAAGAUACAACUGAUGACUGGGAUGUUUGUACGGACAGAACAAUGAUGACGUUUGAUUAUACGUCACCUGCGUGCAGCACUGAAAUGGCUUAUUCUAGUGGAGGACAGGUCUAUUGCAUGGUGAAUUUAACAUCAACGUACGAGUAUACGGUUGUUUACAAUGCCGACGCCUCUCCAACGUACAGAUUUGCUUGCAUUGUUUCUAACAGCGCGGGAACAGCUGCUUCCGUCGUGUACAAUAAUUGUACAAUAGGUCAGACUCCAACCUCGUAUGCCAAACUACAUGACGGGUCAGACAUCGGUUAUCUUGUAACUAUGACAGCCAAAGAAACCUGCCGUAAGUAGUUUGAACUUUCUGUAUGUAAUUCCGCAAGCAUGAGGUUUGUAUUUUCUUUAUGUAAUUCCGUAAGUAGUUCAUACUUUCUUUACGUAAUUAUCAUAGACAGGUUUUAAAGAUCGUUUUACUAUUAUUAAUCCCCAUGAAAACUGUGUUUUGAAACUUAAACUAGACAACAUAUUACACUCCUUAACAAAAUAUUAUUUAUGUAAUCAUUGAAAAUGCCGCCUACAACAAUGUUUGAAAAGAUAAUGUACUGUUCCCAUUAAAAAAGGCUCCGUAGCCUUCAAAUGGACAACGUUCUGCACUUACUGAAAUGACCCUGACCGCCAACCACCCCUACCCCGCAAGGAACUGGAGUCAUUGAAAAUGCUAUAACCUAUGAAAAGUCAGUGUAUUGCAGUCAUUGAUAACGGCAUUUGUUGAUGAUACAAAAACCUUAGUGCUUCCAUUGACAACGAACAAUAGAUAAGAUUUAAGUAUUUGAAUUGACAUGAAACAAAAUGAAUGUUAAACAUUUCCUAAGGGGAUAAUGAUAUGCUAACUGGAAUGAAAUGCUAGUAAAAUAUGAAUGGUUUUGGUCUAGGUAAAGAUUAUGCCCCUUACUGUUAAACGAUAACCUUUUGGUUUACGUUAUAUAAAGUAAAAAAAAUCUGAUAAAGAAAAAGCCACUAACCUUUAAAAUGACACAUUGAAAUGUUUUAGCUUUUCUUGGACCUUCUACACCUUCUACACCCUCUUCACCGACUACCGGAGCAUCAACAAACUCUUCUGGCGGUGGUGGUGGAUCCAUUAUUCCUAUUAUAGUUGGUGCCGUCGUCGGCGUUCUUGCAAUACUGAUAAUUAUUGCCAUUGCCAUCUACUGUCUCAAGUUCAAGAAAAGAUCUGACGUCUCACAUAAUGAUACAGAGAAAGAAAAACUACCAGAAGACACAAGAAAUGGCCAUAUAGUGCAUGUAGAGGAGCUGGAUGCAAACACAAACCCAGCACUAACCGUUGAACCACCAGAGAGACAUCUACUGACACCAUUACCACCAAAACCUGACACCAAUGUGACGUCACCGCGUGUGCUUCCUCCUAUAAACAAUCACAUGUAACACGUGACACUCAUUUGUAACUAAUAUAGACACGUUUGAGUCAUUAUUUUGUCUUACACUUUUUUCUACGUUUAAGUAUUCAUUCUCUUCAGUAUUUGGCUAGUUUAAGUAAAUUCUGAAGUCAAACGUUUACGAGGUCUCACACAGCAACACACCGCCUGUCAGUCUGUGUUGAUUGUAGAUAAGACAAGAAUUGAGUAGAACAAGAUGUAGAUAGCUUUGCCAAAGGUUUUGUUCUUUAGUUCUGUGAUUAGACAUUUUUUAACAUAAAUGUAUAUCCGAUUUUUGUACAGAAGAAUAAAUACGAACUACAUGUUGAAUAUAGAGACGGAUAAUACCAGCGUAUAAGAAUAUGCGAAACUAUUACAUGUGUAUAUAAUUUACAAAUGAUGUAGGCUGUGUCUUGGUCAAAAAUACUAGAAUCAAAACAGACACAACUCCCAUAAUGCAGUAUUCUUAUUGGUCAAUUUCACUGUUUAACUCUAAGACAACCAGUUAUUGAGAUGUGUUAGCGUUGAUACUAUUAGACCUCCGCAUAAAGACUUACAUGUGCCUUCCACUUUCACUUUGUCAUCUGUGUUCCCGCAUUAUCUAAUUUCACCUCACACGAGUGUUCAUUUACCUUUACUCCCAAACCAUUUUAGAAGUGAUUGUGAAGAUCGUACAAUGGCCGAUGUUAUAUGGCAGUGCUACUGGGUCUUUUGAGUGUUAUAUUUUUAAAGUGUUUUUUUUUUCGUGUGAUAUGUAUGUGAAUUAAUAUACACGCUGUACUACAUAAGGUGUUGUAUUUUUGUAGAACAGAGUACAAAAUUGUAACAGAUCUUGUCAGUUGUAUUGCAUAUUUUAUACCGAUGUAACUCAUUGCAGACUUGGAGCGGUCUUCUGCGCAUGACCGAAAGUGAUUAUCAAUUGUAGCGCACGGCAAAAAUAUGCAGGUAAAAUAAAGGUUAGGGUUAGUAUCACCAUGGUUACAAAAUAUAUACAUUUAAGGUAUUUUCGUUCAAAUUUAGUUAAUCCGGUAUGUACCGGAGUCUGUAAUUUAUACCGGCGCUCCAAGUCUGCAUUGAGUCACAGUCAUUUUAUACACAUUACAUAUUUCGAAGUAUAGCUGUCCAGAACAACAGCAUGAGAAUUUUAAUUUGAGCAAUAAAGUUCACAAUAUGAUAAAAAGUCAUGCAAUAUUAUGGAAAAUAGCAAAGCUAUACAUUUCAUAUGUGUAGAAAUCGUUAUUUAUAAACUUAUAAGAAGGAUAUAAUUUUAAAACACUUUUGCAGGCAUUGUUAAUGUAUUCCUCAAUUAGUAAGUUUGAAGUGAAGUUAGAUGAGUUUAAUGGCAUAACCAAUACUAGACCUACGAAUAUAAUAGGGUUAUUAUGAUAUUAGCAUGAUCUGGGAUGCUGUAUGCUGGGAUUUUGCCAGAUCUGGUCAAACGAGGCGCGUUAGCGUCGUGUGUGAUCCCGCCUUGCAAAAUAACCGAGAGCCGAAUACAAAAUCCCAGAUCUAGCUGCUGUUAUAAUGACCAUUUUAUUAUAUAUCUGCAUCUUUUUGUUUGUUGUUUUGUUAUCCAACGAAAUCUUCAAUGUUUAUCGAUGUUUAAAUAGAAUAUGAGAGUACUUUUUUGUGUGCGCUAUUUAUGUGUCAGUUCAUGCAUAUUAAAUGAAAGUAGUCCGGCAACAUACAUUACAAAAGGUACAAUACGUUUUUUCUGUUGUUCGCAUUAACCUGUGAAAUACAAGCCGUAUUGUGGAUAGAAUUUAUAUAGGUAUAUAAUAGAUGUUCAGUCUAUUUUAAUCAAGUGCGGUUAAUAAUAUAUGGGAUCAACAAACAUUCACAAAUAGCUUAAAAUGGCAGUUAUAUGGCAGUUAAAUACAAACUAAAGGAUUUAUUUAUAAACGCAUGGUACUCGUUAGUUGAAAAUUCUAGCAAUAGCACAUUUUACAGAUUAUUCAAAACUUCAUUUGGUCAAGAAAAAUAUCUAUCCAAUACCCCAAAGUCUCUAUUGCAUUCUAUCAUAAAAUUUCGCACGAGAAACCAUAGGUUACCUGUAGAAACAGGAAAUUGGACAAGAUUACCAUUAAACCAAAGAACAUGCAACAACUGUGAAAAUAAGUUAGGAGACGAGUUUCAUUAUCUUUUCGAGUGUAACCUGUUUUCAAAUGAACGAAAACAAUUUAUCAAACCAUAUUUCUUCAGAAAUCCAAAUGUAUUUAAAUUGGAAUAACUCAUAAAUACUGGAAAUAAAAAAGAAUUUUAAAAUUGUGCAAAUCUGUAAAAAUUAUAUUGUCACAGCUAAGAUAAAUGAUAUUUUGUAUUUUCAGCUCUGUACAUUUUAUGACUCUCCGAUGCCCGAAUGGGGCAUCAUUUAUUUAUUUAUUUAUUUAUUUAUUAUAUUGUAAUACUGACAUAUGACAUCUAGAUAUGAAAAGCGUUAUUGUGAAAACUCAUCAUAUUUUGUUAGAAUUGAAUUAUACUAUUAUUUUCUUAUGAGCCUCAAAUACAUUGUUAAAAAAUCUCACCUCAUUUAUUCAUGUAUUCAUGAAAUGAGUGAAAUAAAAGGUUUUUGACUUGA
This is a messenger RNA of Mercenaria mercenaria, 5007 nucleotides long. RefSeq lists its product as uncharacterized. NCBI's taxonomy places the organism in Eukaryota, Metazoa, Mollusca, Bivalvia, Venerida, Veneridae. The transcript is spliced from 9 exons. Bases 430 to 1350 code for a protein of 306 amino acids. The record is from RefSeq and is a predicted model, not a curated record.